This is a messenger RNA of Ambispora leptoticha, 1135 nucleotides long. The record is from the annotation of a GenBank genome assembly. Lineage: Eukaryota; Fungi; Glomeromycota; Glomeromycetes; Archaeosporales; Ambisporaceae.
AUGGCGUCCAAAUUGCCAAUCGAAAUUCUAGAAAAAAUAUUUCGAAACUUUCUACUGGUAGAAAGCACCCCUUACAAUAAUCCUAGUAAUGAGACUAAUGACUAUUCAACGGGUGAUUUAUACUCAUGUCUUUUGGUGAACUGGCAAUGGUGCGAAGCCGUGAUCCCAUUAUUAUGGAGUGAUCCCUUCAGACAAAGCACUUCGAUAACAAAACAACACGAUAAAAUUCUCGACACAUAUUUUCAAUUCCUGAAUUAUCACGAGCGAAAAUUAAUUGUGCAAAAUAAUCAUUAUCAUCGAAAUCAUUAUCAUAAUAAAACUUCAAACACAUUCUUUAAAAAAUUCUUAAAUGGAGGCAUACCAAAGAUGAACAUGUAUACCCCGAAUACGAUGUACGAUUACCCAUUUUUCGCUAAACAUAUCGACGUGGGAGCUAUGAUUUGUGUCGCGAAAGCGUGGUGCGCUCGAAACAGAUUGCCAUAUCGUGAGUCAGCUAUUGUCACGGUUAUUUUGAAAUUGAUGCGACGAAAUGGAGCGACUAUUGAACGUUUGUCGGGACCUUUCAGAUUCACUACUCGUCCUGAAUUUUUGGCAUUGUUUCAACAGAAUCCCGAACUCGAAAUGUGGAUCUCGUCAGUGAAAUCUUGUCAUAUGGUUUGGAACGAUCGUAACAUGGAUCGAGAUGCUCAAAAGCAAUAUACUAUUGCCACUUUAUCAAAUCAUUUGGAAUGCCUCGAUCUCGAUAUGAAAGGAAUGCAAAACUUUACACAAAAACGUAAGCUUGCAACAAUCGGCGCAACGAUGCGACAAUUUCACAGUCUAAACCAAUUCAUUGGACGAAGCUGUGGCGGCGAUCUCAAUGCAAUAGUCAGAAAUUUAAAACUUAGCGUAUCAACAUUACUCGAUAUCGAAUUUGUCGACACAAAUUUCAAAGAUUCCGCCCCGUUGAAUUCUCUCUUGAUGUUUGAUAAUCUUGAGGUUCUCACUUUUCGUAAUUGUGAUUUUUUGACGUUGAGAGUUAUGCAGCCGCUUAUGACUGUGCCUUACUGUCAUCUCAAACAAUUACGUCAAGUUAAUUUUAUCUAUUGUCAUGAUGUUUCUGAACAUGUUCGUGAUUGGGCCGAGGAAGUUAAUC